AUGAUGGGGUUUGAAUGGGGGUUUAAGCCCAGCAGUAAGGCAUCUCAGAGCACAGCAAGCUCACAGAGCACAGGCAACGUAGCGGUGGCAAAUUCUGGAGUGAAACAAAAAAGACGGUAUAACAACGAGGAACAGCAGGAGAUGGACCCUUCCCGCAACAAGAAUUUGAUGAAGUAUGGUGGUGUCUCUAAGAGGAGGUCUCACCCGAGCUCGCUGAUCAGAGGCCAGCCCUUGCCCUUGCAACGAGGCAUGGAAUUAAUGAACAAGGACCAAUUACAGCAGUUGUUGGUGGACUUGAUGACAAAGCAUCCGGAAAUACAGCAAAGUGUGCAUACGAGGGUUACUGGACUGGACUUCAGUAUACAAAAGUGCCUUGACGUUUUGAAACAGAAGUCCGAAGCCGUUUACCAAAGCAUACCUUACAAUAGGUCUUACGAGAGUAAUAAGUUGGAUGACUAUGCAUUUGUGAGGAUGAAACCUCAAAUUUUAGAAUUUCUGAAUUGCCUAGUAGAUUUCAUACUUGAUAAUAUCCCACCACGCCUGGAAAAUUUGCAUACAUCCUUGAAAUUUUUGGACAUUUGCACGGAAUUAGUUGUCAAAUCGCCCAGGUUUGAAUUAGCCAGUAACAAUUACUUCUACGAUAAAUGUGUUGAACAACUAUCCCAUGUGUGGUGUACUCUCAUUGAACAUAUUGCCCGAGACAGGAUAAUCUUGUUGGCAGAUAAUAGUUCUGUAUGGAAGACUCAUAUGACAAGACUACAAAUAUACAAUGAACAAUCAAACGGAUUGUUGGAACGCCCUCUUCAACUGUUCAAAUCGUUGGACAUGAGCGCUUCUUCAGCAGCAGCAGCAGCAGCAUCAUCAACAUCAUCAUCCUCAUCAUCGCCAUUCCAAGAAACGAUCAUUUACCACCACGAUACCAUGACAACAAAUGAAAAUAAUAACAAUAGUGGUAGCGCUAACGACUCAGCCUUCAACUAA
Saccharomyces kudriavzevii IFO 1802 is the source of this 981-nucleotide messenger RNA. RefSeq names its product Sts1p (gene STS1). Gene Ontology annotation, biological process: proteasome localization; nuclear protein quality control by the ubiquitin-proteasome system. Bases 1 to 981 code for a protein of 326 amino acids. Gene Ontology annotation, cellular component: nucleus. The record is from RefSeq and is a predicted model, not a curated record. The transcript has a single exon. Lineage: Eukaryota; Fungi; Ascomycota; Saccharomycetes; Saccharomycetales; Saccharomycetaceae.